Messenger RNA from Trachymyrmex septentrionalis, 2269 nucleotides. Its product is annotated as PX domain-containing protein kinase-like protein. The record is from RefSeq and is a predicted model, not a curated record. Gene Ontology annotation, cellular component: late endosome; extrinsic component of endosome membrane; early endosome. Bases 278 to 2041 code for a protein of 587 amino acids. Lineage: Eukaryota; Metazoa; Arthropoda; Insecta; Hymenoptera; Formicidae. The transcript is spliced from 8 exons. Gene Ontology annotation, molecular function: actin binding; phosphatidylinositol binding; ATP binding. Gene Ontology annotation, biological process: protein targeting to lysosome; early endosome to late endosome transport; protein phosphorylation.
GAGAGAGAGAGAGGUCUGACACAGUCCUCCCCUACGUGCUUGAUACAUUGCGUGGUGUUGUGUUGCAAAGCGUUGACAUUGAAAGUAUCCCGCGAUAAGUGGUGCCGCCGUCGCCGUCGCUGUCGCCGUCAUUGUCGCCGCCGCCGUCGUUGCCGUGCGUUUGCCCGAUGCUGAAAUGAAGCAGAAGCGCGUAAUGUAUGGCGACGCGCAGAAACUGUGCGAGAGACAAACGCAAUCGGCCCCAUACGGGCCCUGCCUCACGUCGGACUAAUGAUCAAUGGCUUUAUUCGAGAAGAGAUACACGAAUAAAGUGCUGUUAGAUGAUACGGAGCAGCUGACGAGCGUCAUCGAAAAUGCUAGGACCAUCGACGGACAUACGGAAUACGUAAUCAAAACACAAAGAGGUCCACUUCCCGAAAGAUCUUGGAGAGUAAGCAGACGUUACAAUGAUUUCGUACAACUCAAUACAGCUUUAUCCAUAUCUGGCUUCGACCUGCCACUACCACCAAAAAGGAUUAUUGGUAACAUGGAGCCAGACUUUAUAGCUCAGCGACAAAUAGCACUGCAGAAUUAUUUAAACAUAAUACUAAUGAAUCCUAUACUGGCAUCUUCACUUUCCACAAAGAAGUUUUUAGACCCUGAGAAUUAUACUGCACCAUUACAUGAAAUUGCACUACAACAAGUAUCAUUAGCAUUACGAAGCGAUGCCAAUUUCGAAGUAUGCAAGCCCAUUCCUGAUAUGGGAUGGCGAUUGAGGAAACAUUACUAUACGGUGAAAAAUCGUCAAAACCCGAAACAAGAACUUCUACUAGCUUGGGUUGAAUUUGGCCCUGAUAAGCAUUUACAAGAUAAAGAUAUACAAGGGGUUUUUAAGACCCUAGGCUCUCUACGACAUACUUACAUCGAAUCAAUAGUACACCAGCAUGUUACAGACAACGGGGCACUAAUGAUAAGAAAUUUUUAUUCGGCGGGCACAUUGCGUGACGUUUUAUGUAUCACCAAGCCUAAACAGCCAUUUAUAAAAAAAUAUGGAAAUCCGAAACAAAUAAAAGCAUUAACAAUACAAGAAAUUGCCACGUACGGUUAUCAGAUAUUAGAAGCUUUAGGAUUUCUUCAUGAAAAAGGAUUACCUUACGGUCAUUUACACACUGGCAAUGUCCUUUUAACACCAAGAUGCGCUAAAUUAUUGGAUAUAGAAAAUGGACUCCUAGGAUUACCGGCAUUUUAUCGGCCUUACGUGGUGCAAAGGCGUAAAUUGCACGCCACGACUCAGGUUGAUGUAUAUUCAUUUGGACAUGUUUUAUAUGAAAUGACGUUCGGACGACCGCUUUUGGAGGCAACGUGUUCCGAUUUACCACAGUGCGAAGCAAAUUUAAAAAAUUUGUUGGAGGUCAUCUUGUCACCGGAAGCUUUGAAACAGGAUCUACCAACAGUAGUACAGCUAUUGGAACAUCCAUUCUUCGAAUCAGCGAGGCGCGCUACACUGGCAAUUGGUACUGUGGAGAAGCCAUACUUUAAACUGAGCAAUCAUUUAAAGGAGGCUUUACAAGAAGCUGUAAACAAAGCUGAACAACGAUUGCGCGAUGAACAGAAAGUUGCUCGACAUCAAAAGAGGCUUGUUAAAGUUCAAGAAAUGAUGAGUUCAGAAGAAGAAAUGAAGAAACGAAAACAUAAACUUAAAAAGGAGCAGAAAUUGGCGCAAGAACAACGUUUUUCCUCGCAACUAGGUACAAACGGAACAAAGCAAAUAAAUGGUAAGAGCCCAGAACGUUCGGACAGUCCCACAAGUACUUCCACGGCUACCAGCGUUGGAACAUUAACUCCUCCAUCGCUUCGUUCUGUGGAAGUUACGCAAACAAGCGCAGUUCCUGGUAAAGGUAUUCCACCACCACCACCACCACCUUCGUUACCGCCAUGUGAAGCAUCCGGUGGUGCAUCAAAUAGUGUAUCAAAAUCAUCAAAUGAUCGUGCUGCUUUACUUGGAAGUAUUUGCAAUUUUGACAAGACGAGACUGCGAAGGAUUACAAAUGGACAUCGUUAACAGAAACAUUAGAUAUAUAAAAGAAAAAGUCAGAUAAAUCUAAUUCAAAUCUAGCGUGACUGCUGUGCAAUGUCGAACAAAGAACUUCCCUUGCUUAAUUAGGACAAGAUAACGUACCUGUAGAUUAUUAUGAUGGAUUGAAAGGUUGUUUGGAUGAUAAUUGUAUCGUGCUUCUUGCACUGAAUAAUAAUAGCACUGAAUUUUAUUUUUUUUCGAUCGCGACACUUG